This is a messenger RNA of Geodia barretti, 1851 nucleotides long. The record is from the annotation of a GenBank genome assembly. NCBI's taxonomy places the organism in Eukaryota, Metazoa, Porifera, Demospongiae, Tetractinellida, Geodiidae.
CAGUACAACUGCCACCACUCUGGAAGGAGUUGGAGGGACAGUGACAGAGUUUGUGGUGGGAGAGAAUGGAGUGUUGAGCUGGUCUUCUCCAGUUCCUCCCAAUGGAGUCAUUCUCUACUACAAUGUCAUCAUAUCCACAGCUGACUCUGGGCAACUGGUCACCAGAAUUGAGGAGUUGGACGUCUUGACUAUUGAUGUCUCCAACUAUGGAAAGAUCAACAUGGACUACAAUGUUACUGUGCAGGCAGUGACGUCAGUUGGAGGAGGGGAUUUCUCAUCUCCAGUGACAGUAUCUCUGAGAGAGCCGUCACCUGACUCCAACUCUAAUGAAGCAGGUGUCAUUGCUGGUGCAGUUGUGGCCGUCACUCUCACUCUUGGUCUCAUUGUGGCUGCUCUAUGUGCCUAUAUCUGCUGGUAUGUUUUACCAUUGUCUCCGAGACUCACAUAAGGGAUAAAGGAUGAUUCAUUAAUAGUGAUACAUAGAUAUAAUCAUACUUGACUGCUGUCAAUCAAACUCAAACACAGUUUUGUUUUUUCACUAACAAAACUUGUGCUUUCCCCCAAUGCACGUAAAUUUUGUGAAAGACGAUACAGUGAAAUAUUUGAUGAAGGUAACUAAAGGGUUCUGAAGGCUUCUUGUAAAUGUCCAGUCCACACAUUCAAGCAUCCUAUUAUGUAAAGGCUCUGCUGCUACACCCUGUCAGUAAUAAUAGAAUAACGCUAACCUUGCAACAUGGCACACUUUUCUGCGCACAGCAAGUGGCACCAAGAUGAUUUGCAUUUCUCAGAUUAAGUACAUUAAAUACACUUCACUUUCAUUAUAACUACGAAAAGAGUGCAUUAACCAAUUAUGCUCUGGUGCGAGCACCCAGCGUACAGAAUGCUGAUGCACAUGGUUGGACCACGAUGACUAUGAUGACUCUGGUCAAGAUAGCAGGUGUGGCCCUUGGGUGGAGUCAGGCCCUUGCCAACAUGGUGACAAGGAUGAAAAUAAAAAAGAGAAGAAACUUAAAAAAUGUUUCCUCUACUGAUAUAACCAUAGAGCUGAGGAAAGAGCCUGACAUGUCAGAACCUGAUAUGCCAGAUCCAGUCAUGAAACUAUCACGACAGAUGUCUGAUGAAGGGCUCUUUGUUCCCCAGAGUAGCAUUACUAUUCAAAACGUCAUUGGCGAAGGACAGUUUGGAAUUGUAUACAAGGCAUUAUUACAUAACUGGAAAGGAUACAUUCGUGAUGUGGUUGCUGCAAAGACACUGAAAGGACUAUUCAGUUCGCAUGAUGUCAAGCAUCUAGAAGAGGAGAGUAAGAAGAUGGCUAGAUUUGAUCAUCCUAAUGUCAUGAAGUUGAUCGGUGUGUCACUCAGCAUGGACACAAUCCCUUUCCUGGUCAUGCCAUACAUGGCCAAUGGUAGUUUGCUAUCAUACCUGCGAAAGAACAGACCAGAGUUGACAGUAAAGAAUGGCAUGACAGAAUUGAUAACGGAGAAUGGGUCAAGGCUACUGUCAAUGUGCCUACAAAUUGCAAAAGGCAUGGAGUACUUGGCCUCCAAAAAGUUUGUCCAUCGAGACCUCGCUGCCAGGAACUGCAUGAUUGAUCUAAACAACGUCAUAAAAGUUGCUGACUUUGGUCUCUCAGAGGACAUCUAUGCCAGAAACUAUUUUAGACAAGGAGGAAGACAAGAAGAGAAUGGGGAAGGCCCUGUGAAAUUACCAGUCAAGUGGAUGGCUCUUGAGAGCUUGAACGAUGGAGUCUUCUCUGAGAAAUCUGAUGUGUGGUCAUUUGGAGUGACAUGUUGGGAGGUGUUCUCACUGGGAAAGAACCCCUAUCCUGGAGUGGACACCCUUCUCUCUCGU